CCCACGAGUUCCUGUUUAUCUUUUCUUCUGUUUUCCGCGUCUUUCGAUCUCAUUCGCUUACUUUUCGCCGUCCCGAGCACAAUUAUCGCGAGUCCAGCCAAUUAGAAGCUCGAUAACUGCCGGUCACGAUCUUCGAGUCUCUGUAGAAAAGAUAUUCUCUGGACACUUAAACAUGAAACAAGAUAAACGACAGUAAUGGCCCGUCAUACAGUGAUCUUGAUACCCGCUUUACUGUUAGCGACUAUUAAUGGAACUGUCACCGCGAGGAUUUGCAAAUCGUCCGCGGAAACCUGGCAGUCGCACAUCGGUAUACUUAUUUCGCCUAUAAUGUCGGAUUCGCGGAUGCAGGAGAUCGAGAUUUACUGGAACAACGUGAAUCUUGGACCGGACGAGAAGAUCGUCCUCAUGAAAGAGAAUAAUUCGAGUUCUUCGUUUAUACUUUACAACGUUACGUCCAACGAAUCGAGUGGCGUCGAGAAAACCGGGAUACGAACGAAAUUUUUACCCAGCUCGAAUCUUUCUUUCGUGCAACGAUCCUCGAAAUAUUACGUCGCGGUGCUGACGACAACAGGUAACGUAAAAGAAACGAACUAUCUGAAGACGAAUCCGACAUGGAUGAAAGAGAGGAAACAUAUUCUGAGUCCUCUCAGAAUGAGCCAGAUUUUUCUCCCUGGCACGCACGAUUCAGCGUGUUAUGCUCAGGAAAAUAUUACGAAGCUCUUCGUCUCGAAGUACGCUGUGACACAGAAUAUGGAUAUACUCGGUCAAUUGAUACACGGUGUACGGUAUUUGGACAUCCGAGUAGGAAGUUAUCCUUUUACGAAGGAGCACUGGUGGACGAAUCACGGGCCAUUUUAUCGAUCGGUAUCGCUGCAAACUGUCAUAGAUCAAGUGAAAAAGUUCCUUGAAAAUACCGAGGAAAUUGUGAUAUUGGACAUUCGCGAAUUUCCUAUUGGAUUCGACGAUAUAUCGGUUCAUCGGGAAUUGGUAUCGUAUUUGGAAGAUCAGUUUCGAGAUUAUUUCCUGACGAGUAAUAGCGGCUGGGCUAUCACAAUGAAUGACAUUUGGUCUUCCGGCAAAAGAUUAAUAAUCGGUUAUGAAAACAUGCAAAUUGUUCGUGAACACGCUAGCAUGUGGCCUUGCGUGCGACACCAAUGGGGCAACGUAAGGAGCAUCGAGGAUUUGUACAAAUAUUUGGAUAAAAUUGAAAACGAAGACAGCGAUUACAGAGUGAGACCGCGAUCAGCAAUGGCGGAAUUAACAAUGAACGUAAUGGACGUAAUUUAUAAUCGACUGGGAAAUCUUCGUGACAUGGCGCACAGAGUUAAUGUCAAUGUAACGAAUUGGUACAGCACCGUUUGGCAAUACACUGCCAAUAUCGUGGCGGUGGAUUUCGUGAGAGGCACCGGUAUGGUUGAAGCUGCCAUUAAAUCCAACGAGAAUCGCCAUUUACACUGCCGAUAUUAAACACUCUUUCGAUUGAAUUUUAUAAAUUAUCGUUAUUGUGCUAAUAAAACAUUUUGAUGCAUA
Messenger RNA from Colletes gigas, 1530 nucleotides. Its product is annotated as PI-PLC X domain-containing protein 1-like. The coding region runs from base 196 to 1467 and encodes 423 amino acids. The transcript has 7 exons. Gene Ontology annotation, biological process: lipid metabolic process. Lineage: Eukaryota; Metazoa; Arthropoda; Insecta; Hymenoptera; Colletidae. The record is from RefSeq and is a predicted model, not a curated record. Gene Ontology annotation, molecular function: phosphoric diester hydrolase activity.